Acaulospora morrowiae is the source of this 345-nucleotide messenger RNA. The record is from the annotation of a GenBank genome assembly. NCBI's taxonomy places the organism in Eukaryota, Fungi, Glomeromycota, Glomeromycetes, Diversisporales, Acaulosporaceae.
GUCAAAAAGAUUUGGAUGCACAAAUUCGACGUGAUUGGAAAAAAAGAUCGUUAUGUUAUAGAGAAGGGGCUGGGAGACCAUAUCAGAUCUGUUAUUCUGUGUCAUUCGAAAGGAUCAUUUUCCUACUCUCCAGAGCGAGCAAAAAUCGGAUAGUAGUACUCUUUGGUAGUUGUGGUUCAUCAACACCUAUUGGACGAUUAUAUUUUACUGAUGGUUCAGAAUAUAUCCGCUCAAGUUUGGUGGCAUCAUUAGGACUCAUCCCAAUUAAUCGAGUUAGGCUAUCAUUCAUAUUAUCAACAAUUUUUCUUGCAAACCGUUCACAUUCUCUACAGCACUUGCCAGUAG